CUCGCGUUCUAAACUCCGAGGAGGAGAUGGAAGAUGAAACCCGGUUGGUUUGAGAAGCAGCUGAUAGUGUAGGAGUCCAGAGCUUCCAGGCAUCUCUUCUGAUACUCGGGAAAGAAAUUGUCAGCAUCGAGUGGGAGGUACCUCCAGGGCGCAAAUCUUGAGCGCUUGUGGGCAAAGUUAUCUUUUGAUGGUAAAAGUCCCAUUUGUGCAGUCCCAGCUUCCCUUCCAGCUGUCAACGGAGUACAAGUGUGCCAGACACUUCUCAGGCUGCCCUGCAAGCUAAACGCGCGUUCGGGGGUGCAUCUUUUUUCAUCAUUCUAAGCAGCAGUAAAUGGGAAUCCCAGCGAUCCUAGAAAAUCUCGUUGUAUUGAGCCCUGUCUGAUUUUUGUAUUACAUGCCACAAUUCAAACAUACUCAAAAACUUUUCAGUCCUCUCUUGACCGGUAGUUAGGAAAAACAUCGCUUAUUAUUCAUUGAAAUGCAGCCGCAGUAUCCACAGCUUCUUCGAAGACCCUUACCUCCCCAAAUCUCUAGUGAGUCUUCAUAUAAGAGGAAAAUCCACAGAGCCAAGACUGAUAAAACCAAGCCACUUCAUGUAAGGCUUACCGAUACUGAAGAUGGAACCUCUUCAAUUAAAAGAGAUGAAACCAGUACUGACAUUGUUUCAAGAACCCAACCACAAGCACUUGUGCAUAUCCAAAAUAUCUUUCUUGAUUAUCCCGAACCAGAAAAAGUGACUCCUAUUUCACUUGUCUACAAAUCUACUAAAAAUGCCUCUUCAUGCAUUCCAGAUACUGUUACUGCUCCUAUGUUUUUUCCAAGUCAUCUUUCUGCACGUACUCAAAUUUUUAGGAAAGAAACACAGCAGAUGAAAAGUUCAAGAAAGUCCCCUACAGCACCUCGCAAAAUAGAAAAUGUUUUUUUUGAUGAAACAUUACAAAACAUUUUAAUUCUUUCUUCAACAUGCUCCAAAUCUGUAAAUGUUCCUUGCCAAAUUAUUGAGACUAAUUUCAAAACUGUGAGUCCUGAGCAUCAACUCUUACCAAAGACUCAAGACUAUCGUGAUAUAUCCCCGCUGAGAACUAUGACAUUGCCAACCCCUCUACCCAGCACUUCAUCCAUCAAAGGAGAAAGUCAGGGGCCUGCACAUUUCCCACAAGGUGUUGAAGUCCUUGGUAAAGUGAUAUUAAACAUUAAUCAAUUUCCAGCUACCAUUUCCUUUCCAAAACCAACUUUACCAAGAAAACCUCGAAGACAGUCUAUAAUAGAAACUCUUGCCACAGAAAAUGAAAAGACAGAAAAUAUACCAAAACCACCUGAAGGUGUCACUAGAAGAAGAAAAAUAGAUUAUUCUGAUGCCGAUGUUUUACAUGGUGAAGGUUUUAGGACUGUAGCAGCAACAGGAUAUGAAACUGUCACAGCCAUGACUGAACUGGCCGUCGUAAACUGCCAAAUGUAUGGAAGAAAUGCACUUAAUCUUAAGGGAUUUUUUAUCAUGAAUUGUCCAGACUUAACACCUUUGGCUUCCCAACUGGUGUAUCUUAAUUUAUCAUUCAAUGAUUUCUGUAACUUUCCCGCAGAAAUAUUUUGUCUUAAAAAUUUACAAGUACUGAAACUGAGAAAUAAUCCUAUCAGAGCAAUUCCUUCUGAUAUUCAACAACUUAAGUUCCUUAGAAUUUUCAGCAUUGCCUUUAAUUUCAUUUCUGAUCUUCCAUUUGGGUUAUUUUCCCUGUCCCAUCUUGAGGACCUUGAUAUUUCCUACAACGAAAUCACUUCUAUUCCAAACGACAUCCAGAGACUCAGAUCACUUGAAAAACUGAAUAUUGAUGGAAAUUAUUUAUUUCACUUGCCACCUGGAAUUUUGAAGCUUAACCUGACAAAAGUCUCCUUUGAGAAUACUUUUACUGAUCAUAGAUUUUGGACAGAGAAUUCUUUGAACAGUCCCCCAAGACUUACUCAAAUUACCUCUUUGUUCAUUGUCAAAAAUAAUCUACAUACAUCUUAUGAUAUACCAGUGAAAAUUCAAAAGUUACUAAAACGCACAUCCAGGUGUGACUGGUGUCAUGGUCCCAAGUUUGGUGAAGGUUUUGGUGUCAUCCGAUCCUGCAAUAUUUUUGGAGCAUUACGCCUUCCUAUUAUGUUUCAUGUCUGUUCUUCUUCCUGUUAUAGAGAAUUAAAAGAAAGCAGUUUUAUUUUUGAAGGUUUUUUGGGCAAAAAAAUAGCUUUUAAUAUGGACUGGGUAAAAGAAAGAAAGCCCAGUGAUGUGUCAUUCCUUCUGUAGAUGCCAAUUAAGUUUAUGUGUUAGUAAUUCGUGUCUUUGAGAGCAUAGGUUCUGAAUGGAAGGUUCCUCAUAUAUGGUUCUCUGUGUAAUCAUAGCUUCUCAUAAAAGCUUAUGAUUGUUAUGAAAUUGUGGCAGAAGAAUUACUCUGGAAGGAUUAGUCACAAGCCUUUUGAUUUCAAUGAAGAUCCAGAAAACUUCUUUCAGAGCCAGUUUACUACAGAAAGACAGCUGUUCAAAUCCUUUGAAAAGGGAUUGUUUCUUAGAUGUGGUCUUUUCACGCAUUUCUAUUAAUUGACAAAGUAGAAUUUCAAAGUCAUCCCUGAGUUUUGUGCUGUAUAUGGCUUCAAAGUCAUGCACCUAUGUCUCGGUAUUUGUGCAU
Chinchilla lanigera (long-tailed chinchilla) is the source of this 2660-nucleotide messenger RNA. It is a transcript of the gene Lrrc63, whose product is annotated as leucine rich repeat containing 63. Gene Ontology annotation, molecular function: protein binding. The transcript has 10 exons. Bases 479 to 2281 code for a protein of 600 amino acids. The record is from RefSeq and is a predicted model, not a curated record. Lineage: Eukaryota; Metazoa; Chordata; Mammalia; Rodentia; Chinchillidae.